AUGUCCGCUGCUCCUGCCUCCGCCGACCAGGACUACAAGUCUACCCUCCUGCCGCUGCUGAUCUCCAACAAUGUCCUUUCUUUCGGUACUUACGUACUGAAGUCUGGUCGCGAAUCGCCUUACUUCUUCACCUCCUCGCUCCUGCACACUGCGCCUCUCCUGCGCGCCACUUCUGCCGCUUACGCGAGCGUCCUCUCUGCUGAGCCUUUCGUGACCACCGCCGCCGACGGCACCACCAAGCCCAACUUCGAUAUCAUCUUCGGCCCCGCCUACAAGGGAAUCCCCAUCUGUGCUGCCGUCACCAACGAGCUCGCUGUCCGUGACUCGCUCUCCGGCUCGCCCAAGGGUACUUGGGACAACGUCAGUUACUCCUUCAACCGCAAGGAGGCUAAGGCACACGGCGAGGGUGGAAACAUUGUCGGUGCUCCCCUCAAGGGCAAGCGAAUUGUUAUCGUCGACGACGUGAUCACUGCCGGUACUGCGCUGCGCGAGGCCGUCGGCAUCAUUGAAAAGGAGGGUGGUAUUGUCGCCGGUGUCGUUGUCCUCCUCGACCGUGAGGAGCGGGUCAGCGACUCUGAGCCCAAGAGCGCUAUCGGAGUUGCCCAGCGGGACCUCGGCGGCAACAUCCCCAUUCGCUCGGUCAUUGGUCUGCACGACUUGAUCGAGAAGCUGGGCGACAAGAUUGGCGCUGCUGAAAUCCAGCGGCUGAAGGACUACCGGGCUCGCUACGGUGCCGAGUAA
Penicillium cataractarum is the source of this 741-nucleotide messenger RNA. Its product is annotated as orotate phosphoribosyltransferase. The transcript has a single exon. The record is from RefSeq and is a predicted model, not a curated record. Gene Ontology annotation, cellular component: cytoplasm. Gene Ontology annotation, biological process: pyrimidine ribonucleoside biosynthetic process; 'de novo' pyrimidine nucleobase biosynthetic process; pyrimidine nucleotide biosynthetic process. Gene Ontology annotation, molecular function: orotate phosphoribosyltransferase activity. Lineage: Eukaryota; Fungi; Ascomycota; Eurotiomycetes; Eurotiales; Aspergillaceae. Bases 1 to 741 code for a protein of 246 amino acids.